AUGGACAACUCCUCCGACGUUGGCUCCUUUGUUCUGGGGACGUACGGCGACUCAGGGAGCCUGAAGUACCUGUACUUCACGCUGGCGGCGAUCCUGUACGUGUCGGUCAUUUGUGCCAACACGCUGCUCAUUGUGGUCAUUUACCUGGAGGAGAGGCUGCACGAGCCCAUGUACCAGCUGCUGUGUGCCCUGUUUGUCAAUGAGGUGUACGGCAGCACAGCUCUGCUGCCCUGCCUCAUGGCUCACAUCCUGGCAGACACACACCACAUUUCUCUCUUUUUCUGCCUCCUUCAAAUAUUUAACAUCCAAACAUACGUGGAUGUUGAGUUCCGGACGCUGUCAGUGAUGGCGUUCGACCGCUACGCCAGCAUCUGUAGGCCUUUGCAUUACAACAGCAUCAUGACGAAGGGGAAGGUGCGGGUCAUCGUCCUUGUGGUGUGGGCAGCUUCCUUUGUACAGACUGGAGUGUUGCUGUCCUUUAUUGUGCGUCUGAGGUUCUGUGGAUCUGUCAUCAACAAGGUGUCGUGUGGCUACAACCUUGUCGUUGGACUCUCGUGUUCUGCAAACAGCAUCCUGCCGUUCCUCAACGACGUGGUGUCCGGCCUCAUCCUCGGCGUUGCUGCUCCUCUUUGCUUCAUCACGUUCACCUACGUGAGGAUUUUCUCUGUGUGUUUGAAAGCUUCCUCAGAAACCAGAGUCAAGGCUUUUGAAACCUGCAGCCCACAUUUAGUUUCCAUCAUGAGCUUCGUUUUCUCCUGCUUCUAUAAUCUCAUCAGUCCAAGAUUCAAUAUGACGUUUGUGCCACUGCAGCUGCGCAUCAUACUAUCGAUUUAUGCGUUUCUCAUUCAACCGAUUCUAAACCCACUGAUUUAUGGUCUCAAGCUGACAAAAAUCAGACACGCUUUAAAAAAGCUAUAGCACUAAAACAUUUGUAAUUGUUUCAUUCUUUCUUCUUCUGUGUUUUCAGUUAUUUAACAUUGGAGAAAUAAUUACAUUUUGUCUAAAUUUGGUUCAUUUGACAUCUCUUUGAG
Messenger RNA from Betta splendens (Siamese fighting fish), 1031 nucleotides. RefSeq names its product olfactory receptor 2F1-like. The record is from RefSeq and is a predicted model, not a curated record. NCBI's taxonomy places the organism in Eukaryota, Metazoa, Chordata, Actinopteri, Anabantiformes, Osphronemidae. Gene Ontology annotation, biological process: G protein-coupled receptor signaling pathway. The transcript has a single exon. Gene Ontology annotation, molecular function: G protein-coupled receptor activity; olfactory receptor activity. Bases 1 to 918 code for a protein of 305 amino acids. Gene Ontology annotation, cellular component: membrane.